Messenger RNA from Carlito syrichta (Philippine tarsier), 2212 nucleotides. It is a transcript of the gene SNX9, whose product is annotated as sorting nexin 9. Gene Ontology annotation, molecular function: protein binding; phosphatidylinositol binding. NCBI's taxonomy places the organism in Eukaryota, Metazoa, Chordata, Mammalia, Primates, Tarsiidae. Gene Ontology annotation, cellular component: plasma membrane; cytoplasmic vesicle. The record is from RefSeq and is a predicted model, not a curated record. The transcript is spliced from 15 exons. Gene Ontology annotation, biological process: cleavage furrow formation; endocytosis; intracellular protein transport. The coding region runs from base 239 to 1894 and encodes 551 amino acids.
UUUUUUUCUCUGGCCUUUGUUUCAUUGGCUAUACAACUUGCAUGAUAUUUGUUUCAUACCUUCUUUGCUGCUUAUGAAUAUUUUUAGUGCUUCAGCGAUACUGUAUUGUGAUACCAAGCAACAGACUUAAAGAAUAUAAUUCACUGAAGAUAACCAUUACUGCACAGUUGGGGCUUUCUGCAUGUGAUGUCUGUGAGUGAGUGGCAUGCUAGAACUUUAGGGAUAAUAUAAUCCUGCCAUGAAUUUACUGUUUUUAGUUCAAAGCUUUGGUAUACUUUUUUUACCCCUGUUCAUUGAGCACCUUUUUUAUUUUAAGGUGGAUAUUUUGACUCAGAUUGGUUGUGUUGAAAGUUUCAGCCAGUCACCACCUUCUUCAUCUUCUCCUUCUCCUCCUUCUUCCGUAAAUAAGGUCAGCAGUGGCAGUGACCCCUGGUCAGCCUGGAGUGCCUCUAAAUCUGGGAACUGGGAGGGCUCCGACGGCUGGUCAGCCAAGCCAGAAGGGGCUGGCGCCCAGAGAAACACUCCCAACAACUGGGACGCUGCCUUCGGCCACCCCCAGGCCUACCAAGGACCAGCAACUGGUGAUGAUGAUGACUGGGAUGAAGACUGGGAUGACCCCAAGUCCUCGGCUCCUUACUUCAAGGAUUCAGAGUCAGCUGAAGCAGGCGGUGCCCAGCGAGGAAACAGCCGUGCUGGUGCCUCUUCCAUGAAGCUGCCACUUAACAAAUUUCCUGGAUUUGCAAAACCUGGCAUGGAACAGUAUUUGUUGGCCAAGCAACUAGCAAAACCCAAAGAGAAAAUUUCCAUUAUUGUUGGAGAUUAUGGCCCGAUGUGGGUUUAUCCUACCUCUACAUUUGACUGUGUGGUGGCAGAUCCCAGAAAAGGCUCCAAAAUGUACGGUCUGAAGAGCUACAUUGAAUAUCAGCUAACGCCUACGAACACUAACCGAUCUGUAAACCACAGGUAUAAGCACUUUGACUGGUUAUAUGAGCGUCUCCUGGUUAAGUUUGGGUCAGCUAUUCCAAUUCCUUCUCUUCCAGACAAACAAGUCACAGGUCGCUUUGAAGAAGAAUUCAUCAAAAUGCGCAUGGAGAGACUCCAGGCCUGGAUGACCAGGAUGUGUCGUCAUCCCGUCAUCUCAGAAAGCGAGCUUUUCCAGCAGUUCCUGAACUUCCGAGAUGAGAAGGAGUGGAAAACUGGGAAGAGGAAGGCAGAGAAGGAUGAGCUGGCGGGAGUCAUGAUAUUUUCCACCAUGGAGCCAGAGGCGCCUGACUUGGACUUAGUAGAAAUAGAGCAGAAGUGUGAUGCAGUUGGGAAGUUUACCAAGGCCAUGGAUGAUGGUGUGAAGGAGCUGUUGACCGUGGGCCAGGAGCACUGGAAGCGCUGCACGGGGCCAUUACCCAAGGAAUAUCAGAAGAUAGGAAAGGCCCUGCAGAGUUUAGCCACAGUAUUCAGUUCUAGUGGUUAUCAAGGUGAAACAGAUCUCAAUGAUGCAAUAACUGAAGCAGGAAAGACUUAUGAAGAAAUCGCCAGUCUCGUGGCAGGGCAGCCAAAGAAAGAUCUCCACUUCCUGAUGGAAUGUAACCAUGAAUACAAAGGAUUUCUUGGCUGCUUCCCUGACAUCAUCGGCACUCACAAGGGAGCAAUAGAAAAAGUGAAAGAAAGUGAUAAACUAGUUGCAACCAGCAAAAUCACGCCACAAGAGAAGCAGAACAUGGUGAAGCGAGUUAGCACCAUGUCUUACGCUUUGCAAGCUGAGAUGAACCACUUUCACAGUAACCGGAUCUAUGACUACAACAGCGUCAUCCGCCUGUACCUGGAGCAGCAAGUGCAGUUUUAUGAAACGAUUGCAGAAAAGCUGAGGCAGGCCCUCAGCCGCUUUCCGGUUAUGUAGAACAGAGCGGACCGUGAAGAAAACUCCGAAGUGCUUCUUUCUGACUUGGGGCAAUGCAAUUCAAAAUUUAUUUUUAUCCCUUUCGUCAAAAAGGAAAAAGGAAAGAAAGAAAACCAAAAAAGAAAUAGCAUCGCAAGAAACUGCAUUUAUUUUAUUAGCCAGCCUGAAUGCAUCACUCUUUGAGGGGGAGGGUCUUUCAUUCAUCUCCACAUUCUUUAUUUAAACCAGUGGAAAUUGUCUCUAUUUUUGGAAAGUAAAGUUAUCAGAAUUUUGAGAGGAAAAUUAGGGGUUUCUCCCCACAGAUAUUUUACAUAGAAU